Molecule: messenger RNA, 975 nt
Organism: Vicia faba (fava bean)
Lineage: Eukaryota; Viridiplantae; Streptophyta; Magnoliopsida; Fabales; Fabaceae
Source: the annotation of a GenBank genome assembly
AUGGCGACGAGAAAUCGAACUUCAGAGUUCAGAAAGUACAGAGACACCGUCAAAAGCUUACGCACUCCUCUUUCUUCGUCAGCUUCCGCUUCUUCCGGUGGUCCUGUCAUCGAAAUGGUUAGCACUUCGCUUCUUCGUUCCAGUAAUGGAUCUUCCUAUACUCCUCUCAGUACCCAAGACCCAGGUCCCUCCUCUAGUGAUGCGUUUACUGUGGGUAUGCCGCCGUCUUGGGUGGAUGAUUCUGAAGAAAUAGCGACGAAUAUACAGAGUGCAAAGGUUAAAAUGUCUGAGUUAACGAAAGCUCAUGCAAAGGCUUUGAUGCCUUCCUUUGGUGAUGGUAAAGAUGAUCAGCGUCAGAUUGAGACGCUAACUCGGGAAAUUACAGCUCUCAUUAGAAAAUCUGAAUUGAGGCUAAAAAAACUCUCUGCUGGUAGAGGAUCUUCUGAGGAAUCUAAUGUCAGAAAAAAUGUGCAGCGUUCGCUUGCUACAGACCUUCAGAGCCUGUCAAUGGACCUCCGGCGGAAGCAGUCAGCAUAUUUAAAACGUUUGCAGAAACAACAAGAGGGUUAUGAUGGGAUUGAUCUGGAGAUUAACUUUAAUGGGAGUAAAUCUGGAUUGCAGGGUGAUGGAUUCGAUGAUGUGGGUUUUAGUGAAGCGCAAAUGACAAAGCUAAAGAAACAUGAGCACAUCUCAGCGGAAAGAGAAAGAGAAAUCGAUCAGGUCGCUAGUUCAGUCCACGAACUUGCUCAGAUCAUGAAGGAUCUCUCUGUCCUUGUGAUAGACCAGGGAACAAUUGUAGAUAGAAUCGACUACAACAUUCAGAGUGUCGCUACAACUGUUGAGGAGGGCUUUAAGCAGUUACAAAAGGCGGAAAGAACACAGAAAAAAGGAGGGAUGAUUACAUGUGCCACUGUGCUUGUUAUCAUGUGCUUUGUCAUGCUAGUUCUGUUGAUAAUCAAGGAGAUAAUCUUCUAG